UAGUGAUGCUGUGAUGAAGUCUCUGACAAGUCUCUCAAAGCACUUCAUCACUACUGAGGUCAGAGCUACAGGGUGGUAGUCGUUGAGGCAGGCAGACUGGGGUUUCUUUGGGACAGGAACAAUGGUGGAAUGUUUGAAGCAUGAGGGGACAACAGGCUGUUCCAAUGAGAGGUUGAAUAUCUCAGUGAACACUGGUGCUAGCUGGUCAGUGCAUGCUUUCAGAACCCGACCUGUGAUGCCAUCUGGUCCUGCUGCCUUCCUAGUAUUCACUCUCCUGAAUGCCCUCCUCACGUCAUGCCCAGAGAUGGUGAACAGCUUGCAUGCUGUUUGUGUCGCUAGCGUCGCUAGCAUGGUCAGCUGCAGCCUUGAAGUGAGUGUAAACGAUGUUUGGCUCAUCUGCCAAAGAAGCGUCGCAUUCCCCAUUCUAGAAGCAGGUGUUCUAUAGUUUCCUCCCAUAGCGCCGCUUUGAUACCUUCACCGCUCUAAGACGCAGCCUUGUACUCUUCCAUGUCCACGGUGGUGAGCCCCAUGUUGUAGGCAACAGAACGGGAUCUCAGAGCAUCGCGGAUGGUUUUAUCCACCCACGGCUUCUGGUUGGGAAAAGUUCUGAUGGUGGUUUUCUGCACCUUAUCAUCCGCUAGUUUCCUGAUGAAUCCCACAACCACUUCCAUAAAAUGUUGACGUCAUCAGAGCUGUGCCUGAACCUGCCCCAGUCUGCAUCAUCUAGAGCAUCUUGCAGAGUGGCCACCGAUUGGUCAGUCCAGUGCAACCUCCCUCUGAACUGGAGCUUCCUGUUUCAGCCUUCGUUUGUAAACAGGCAUAAGGAAGAUGGCGGCAUGGUCCGAUUUCCCAAAUGGUGGACAUGAUCCUGUCUUGUAGCUGUUCUUAAAUGGUGUGUAGCAGUGGUCCAGUGUCCUUUCGCCCCUGGUGGGGCAGGUGAUGUGCUGCUGAAAAUUUGGAAGUGUGCAUUUGAGGUUGGCACUGUUCUCCCUCCACAAUGAGCGCAGCUUCCUGAUGCUGUGUUUGGUGUAGCAUUAUUGUAUCUUGUAAGUCCCAUACUGCAGUGUCCGAUAGAAGAUAGAAGGGCUGACAUUUGAUGGUCACUAGUUACAGAUUUGGUGUGCAGGAGCGUGUAACUGGAACAAUGCUCGUGCUUUCGAAACAGUGGUUGUUCACCAUCAGACACACUCCACCUCCCCUUGACUUCACCUGACUCCAGUGUUCUAUCCAUGUGGUAAACUGGGAAAACUCGGCCGGCUGGAUGAUGUGGUCCGGUACUGCUGGACCGGUGAAGCAGAGAAGGUUGCAGUCUCGAUUGUCCCUCUGGGACUUGACUCUUGCCCUGAGGUCAUCGAGCUUGUUUUCCAGAGCCUGGACGUUGGCUAACAGGAUACAAGGUAAGGGAGCGCGGUGUGCAUGUUCCCUUAGCCUGUUCCUGGCGCCAGCUCGUUUCCCUCUCGGACACCAGUGCAGGACGCGUCCUUUGUUUUCCCUCAGGAUCUCGCUCGGCCAGCAUGGGUCCGGCAAAGGACGGAAUUCUUCCUCAGCUGGACUGCCAAAGCAUCCAACUAGAACUGACAAAAGGAAAGAAAUACACCAUAAGGAAAGAGAUGACCCUGAGAAAACUUUUCGGAAAAGUCUCAAAUUAGAAAAUAAGAUUGCAGACUUUCUGCACAACAUCUUUCAGGAUCUUGAGAAUAAAAUGAUUGUAUUUAUCAAACACGAGCUGAAGAUGUUUAAGAAAUGUCUAAGAAAAGAAAACACAAGAUACUUCAGUGAUGUGAGUAAUGAUGUGAGGAGUGUAAAAGAAGCAGCUCUUGAUAUGACAUUGUACUUUCUGAAGUUGAUGGAACACAAUGACCUCGCUGAUGCACUCCAGGAUGCACAAAUAGGAGUUCAGCAGCGUGCACUCAAAUCAAACCUGUGUAAGAAGUACAAUCGUGUAUGUGAAGGAAUUGCAAAGCAAGGAGAGUCCAACACUUUUAACAAGAUCUACACAGAUCUGUACAUCACUGCAGGUGGAAGUGGACAAAUGAAUAAACAACAUGAAGUGAUGCAAAUUAAAAAGAAAAAAACUCGUGUGAAAACUGAAAGUCAAAUAGAGAAGGAGGAACAAAUUGAAUGCAAGAACAUGUUUGAACCUUCACCUGGAGAAGAAAAACCCAUCAGAACUGUGGUGACAAAAGGGGUCACUGGUGUUGGAAAAUCCAUCUGUGUGCAGAAGUUUGUUCUAGACUGGGCUGAAGGGAAAGAAUAUCAGGACAUAAAGUUCAUAUUUCCGCUGCCUUUCAGAGAACUGAAUUUAAAAGAAAAGGAAAGAUGCAGUUUGAGGGACAUCAUCUAUCAGUUUUUCCCAGAAACAAAAGGAAUGAGAUUCACAGACAGGUAUAAAGUCAUGUUCAUCUUUGAUGGACUGGAUGAGUGUCGACUUCCUCUAACAUUCCAUGAAAAUCAAAAGUGUACUGAUGUAACAGAGAAAGCAUCACUGGACACUAUAAUAACAAACCUCAUUGAAGGAAAUCUGCUUCCGUCUGCUCUCAUCUGGAUCACCACUCGACCAGCAGCAGCUGCUAAGAUCCCUGCUGAACAUGUGGACCGGGUCACAGAGGUGCGUGGCUUCAAUGAUGUACAAAAGUUGGAGUACUUCAGAAAGAAGAUCAGUGAUGAGAGUCUGGCCAACAGAAUCAUUGAUCAUAUUAAAAGAUCAAGAAGUCUCUUCAUCAUGUGUCAUAUUCCAGUCUUCUGCUGGAUUUCAGCCACUGUGCUUGAAGAUAUUUUGGGGAGAUCAGACUGUGAAGACAUUCCACAGACUCUGACGGAGAUGUACACGUAUUUUCUGAUCCUUCAGACCGUACAGGGGGACAAGAAAUACAAUAGAAAUAAUGCCUCGGACAUUCCAUGGGAUAAAAAGGGAAUUCUUUCACUGGGGAAGCUUGCAUUUAGUCACCUGGAAAAAAACAACCUGAUUUUCUAUGCAGAAGAUCUAAAAGACUGUGGAAUUGAUGCCAGUGACAUAGCGGUGUACUCAGGAGUGUGCACUCAGGAGACUGGCAGAUUUCUAGGCAAAGUUUUCAGCUUUGUGCAUGUCAGCAUUCAGGAGUUCAUUGCUGCCUUGUUUACAUAUGUUUGUGUCCGAAAUGAAAAGAAGAAUGUUUUCGAGCCAUCAGAAGAGAAUAAAGAAACAAAAGUUAUUGAUUUGCUCAAGAUCACAGUGGACAAAGCUUUGGAGAGUGAAAACGGACACUUGGACCUUUUCCUCCGCUUCCUUCUGGGCCUCUCAGUGGAGUCUAAUCAGAAGCUCAUUCGAGGUCUACUGUCAAACACGGGAAGCAGCUCUGACUGCCAAAAGGACAUAGUUGAGUACACCAAGUUAAUGUUUGAACAAAACCCAUCUCCAGAAAGAUCAAUCAAUCUGUUCUACUGUCUGAACGAGUUAAAUGAUGAUUCACUGGUGAAAGAGAUCCAAAACCGUAUGAGCUCAGGUUGUCUCUCUGAAGCUGAACUCUCACCUGCUCAGUGGUCUGCUCUGGUCUUUGUGUUGCUGACAUCAGAGGAGGAUCUGGAAGUGUUUGAGCUGCAGAAGUUCAUAAGAUCAGAUGAAUGCUUUAAGAGACUGUUACCAGUCAUACAGGAAGCCACAAAAGUUCUGCUCAGUGAGUGUAACCUGACAGACAGAAGCUGCUCUGCUUUACACACAGUUCUCAGCUCAGAAUCCUCCAAGCUGACUGAGGUGGAUCUGAGCAGUAAUCCUCUGGGGGACUCAGGAGUAAAGCAGCUUUGUGCUGGACUGAAGAGUCCAAACUGUAAACUGGAGACUCUGAGACUCUCAGACUGCAGUAUAACAGAGGAAGGAUACAUCGCUCUGUCUGAAGCUCUGAAAUCAUCUCACCUGAUAGAGCUGGAUCUCAGAGGGAACGACCCUGGAGCAUCAGGAGUGAAGCUGCUCACUGAUUUACUACAUGAUCCAGACUGUAAACUAAAGACACUGAGGUGAUUCUUCCAUAAAGAAAUACAAUUACUUCAAUAUUAAAUAUAAAUUAAUACUAUAACCUAAUAACUAAUAACCUUCAUAGUUUCUUUGAGGAAAAAAGAGAUUACGUUAAGUAAGCUAUGGGAAAUAAACUAGAAGAAACUGCUGAAUGAAAUAAAGAAAUUGAAUGUAUUUGAUUAAACUGUGAAGAAGAAAUCCAAAAGGAAGCUGAAACAAAAAGA
Messenger RNA from Tachysurus fulvidraco (yellow catfish), 4212 nucleotides. RefSeq names its product NACHT, LRR and PYD domains-containing protein 12-like. The transcript has 7 exons. NCBI's taxonomy places the organism in Eukaryota, Metazoa, Chordata, Actinopteri, Siluriformes, Bagridae. The coding region runs from base 1262 to 3994 and encodes 910 amino acids. The record is from RefSeq and is a predicted model, not a curated record. Gene Ontology annotation, molecular function: protein binding.